This is a messenger RNA of Python bivittatus (Burmese python), 4748 nucleotides long. The record is from RefSeq and is a predicted model, not a curated record. Lineage: Eukaryota; Metazoa; Chordata; Lepidosauria; Squamata; Pythonidae.
AUGGGAUCAAAGAAAGAUGAACAAGUUGUUAUCAGCUACUUUCACAUGGGCUUUGGUAGAAAAUACCCAGGGCAGUUUACUAGUAUCUCUGAAAUGCAUUCUAUGGAAAGUGUUGCAAUGAAAUCAGAAAUGCGGGCAAGUGAAAUUCAGCGGCUUGAGCAAACCAUACAAGAUUUAAAAACAAAAAUUGCAGAGCUAGAGAAACAGUUUCCAGCAACAGAGGUGUUGGUUUCAAGCAGAAGCCUGUGGAAUGGGACUGAACAGCCAACUCAUGAAGGACUACCUAACACAGCUCUUCAAGAACAUGAAUUGUGUGCCCUAGUUAAAACUAUAACUGCAACAUCUGUGCAGACAUCUCCAGCAGAUGAUUGUUUAACACACAUAAUGCCUUCAGACAAUACACUGCCACAAGCACCUCCCCACCUCAAAGGGGAUCCAGGUCAAGGGCCAACUCAGCCAUUGCCAACACUUGAGCCACAACCCACCUUUUGCUCUGAAAUAGCUUUAGUUCUGUCACCAAAACGGAUUUCAGUACAGCUGGAUGCUUCUCAAGAAAAACUAACAAUGCCACAAACUUCAAGACCAUGCUUGCUUCAAGAGGAAUCUCUGCCAUCAGCUCCCCACCCUUCUCUCAGUAUGGAGACUGUAACAUGGAAUGAAUAUUCCCCAUCUUUAUCAUCUCAUAUCACUUCUGGUCCUCUGUCCACUGACACUGGAAUUUCCCUGCCUGGAGCAGGAGGUCCAUUUUUAACUUCAUCAGUGUCACCUCCCUCAUCCCUCUCUGCCUCAGGAUAUUUGGUGUCUUCAUCUGACAUAGCACCAUCUUCUGUUCCAUCAUUCUCCGCCGAAAGGAUUCCUUCCCCCUCAUGUAUGCCAGGAAUGGACAUGAUACCACCUGCCCCUUCUUUAUCUGUUGCAAGCAUCUCUUCUAGGUCGCCUUUGCCUACAGCUGGAAUGCCUACAGAUAUCCCAUCUCCACCACCUCUUCCUGUAACUGGAGUUCCACCUCCUCCACCUUUGCCAGGAGUAGAUAUUCUGCCUGUACCAUCUCCACCUGCCAUGGGUAUUCCACCACCUCCAUCUUUGCCAGGACCAGUUUUUUCCCUUUUGCCAGGCAUGGUGGCACCCUCUUCUAUCCCAGAAAUAGUGCCACCCCCUCCACCCCCACCCCCUUUACCAGGUAUGGGAGUGCCUCCUCCUCCUCCACUACCCCCACCCCCUUGGCCAGGCAUAGGAGUGCCUCCUCCUCCACCACCACCCCCUUUGCCAGGCAUAGGAGUGCCGCCUCCUCCACCUUUGCCAGGCAUGGGAGUGCCACCCCCUCCACCCCCACCCCCUUUACCAGGUAUGGGAGUGCCUCCUCCUCCUCCACUACCCCCACCCCCUUGGCCAGGCAUAGGAGUGCCUCCUCCUCCACCACCACCCCCUUUGCCAGGCAUAGGAGUGCCGCCUCCUCCACCACCACCCCCUUGGCCAGGUGUGGGGGGACCUCCUCCUCCUCCCCCUCUACAAGGACUGACAGUGCUGCCUCCUCCACCUCCCCCACCUUUGCCAGGCGUGGGUUUGCCACCUCCUCCACCACCUUUGCCUGGUGCAGGAGUCCCUUCUGUGCCUGGAAUAGGCAUGCCCCCACCUCCACCUCCUAGUCUUCCACAAGUUUCUGGGUUUCUUCCUCCUCCCUUGCCGACUGGUUUAUUUGUAAUGGGAAUUAACCAGGAAAAAAGUAGCAGAAAGCAUGCAAUAGAACCUUCUCGACCCAUGAAGCCUCUUUAUUGGACAAGAAUCCAGCUUCAUAAUAAAAGAGAUUCUAGUGCUUCACUUGUGUGGGAAAAAAUUGAAGAACCUUCAAUAGAUUAUCAUGAAUUUGAAGAACUGUUUUCUAAAACAGCUGUUAAAGAGAGGAAGAAACCUAUUUCGGACACCAUCACCAAGACCAAGAAUAAACAAGUUGUCAAGUUGUUAAGCAACAAAAGAUCACAAGCAGUUGGUAUAUUAAUGUCCAGCCUUCAUUUAGAUAUGAAAGAUAUACAGCAUGCUGUCAUGAACCUGGACAACUCUGUGGUAGACUUAGAGACUCUUCAAGCCCUUUAUGAGAAUAGAGCACAAUCUGAUGAACUGGAAAAGAUAGAAAAGCAUGGCAAAUCAAGUAAAGAAAAGGAGAAUGCCAAAUCUUUGGACAAACCUGAACAGUUUCUUUAUGAGCUCUCCCUGAUUCCCAACUUCUCUGAACGAGCCUUUUGUAUCCUGUUCCAAUCAACAUUCUCUGAAAGCAUUUCGUCUCUCCGAAGCAAACUUGAAUUGUUGCAGAAACUGUGUGAGAUGUUGAAAAGUGGCUCAGGAGUUAUGCGGGUUUUAGGCUUGGUCCUGGCUUUUGGGAAUUACAUGAAUGGUGGAAAUAGGACAAGAGGGCAAGCAGAUGGCUUUGGACUAGACAUACUUCCCAAACUAAAAGAUGUCAAGAGUAGUGACAACAGCAGAAGUCUUCUGUCUUAUAUUGUCUCAUAUUAUUUGCGUAAUUUUGAUGAGGAUGCUGGAAAAGAACAAUGCAUCUUCCCACUUCCAGAACCACAGGAUCUUUUUCAAGCUUCUCAGCUAAAAUUUGAAGAAUUCAAUAAGGAUCUUCGCAAACUUAAAAAAGACUUGAGAGCAUGUGAGACAGAAGCAGGCAAAGUUUGCCAGUUUUCAUUAGAAGAACACAUCCAGCCCUUUAAAGACAACAUGGAGAAAUUCAUUAGUCAAGCUAAAAUUGACCAUGAGAUGGAAGAGAAAUCUCUGGCAGAGACGCACAAAAGCUUUUUGGAGACUGCAGCAUAUUUCUGCAUGAAACCAAAAAUGGGUGAAAAGGAGGUUUCUCUGAACGCUUUCUUCAGUAUUUGGCAUGAAUUCAGUUCUGAUUUUAAAGAAUUCUGGAAAAAAGAAAAUAAACUUAUUUUGCAAGAAAGGCUUAAAGAGGCUGAAGAGGUAUGUAGGCAGAAAAAAGGAAAAUCACUUUACAAUAUAAAACAAAAGCAUGAUUCUGGAAUUAAAGCAAAGAUAAGUAUGAAAAUAUGAGAGAAGAAAAACUUAUGUCUUCAUACAAUGGUUCAAUAAAUUGAACAUGCCUUGGGAGGUAGGGGAAAGGAAAUAUUCUCAUUCAGCCCAUUUGUUUUCUUGAUUUUCUUGCAUUUUAUUUCCUGUUUACACUGACUACCAUGAGCAUUCACUGAUAAACAGAUUUUCAGGAUGGAAUGCCCAAUAAUGGAAGCUAUUUGAAAUAUGUCUCCUACAGGCACCCCAUACUUUCUUUUCCAUCCGGACAUUAUUUUGCAAUGUAUAUGGUAGAAUACUAAUAAAGACUAAAGUAGUCUGUGUAAGCAGCAGUAUUUCAGUGUGUCCUAAACAUACUGAAAACUUUAUAAACAUCUAACUUCAUAUAGAUGUUACACUUCCAUUCCUGCAGAAAUUUUUUUUCCAAAGCAAAUACAUUACAGCACUGCAUUUAGACUAGGGAGAAAGUUACUUCUCAAGAACUGUUUGUAUCCAUUUCCUAUUGACCUUGUAAAUGUAUUCUGAAUUGGUAAAAGUGUUUCUUUUACACUCUAAGCCAUGCUCUCCAAAGUUACUCCAUUGCAUAUUGACUAAAUAUGCCCUAAAUAUGAAAUUCAACCCAGCUAUUGUUAUAGUUGACAAAGUUGAUCAUGAUUUGCUAAUAUUAAGGAAUGGAACCAAAACAAAAAGGAAAAAAAAACAAUUAUAGCUAAGCACAGGACUCACUUGGUAGAUACCAAACAAUCUCGGGUAUUUCAGUAUGUUAUAUACAUUGAAAAAACUCUUUGUUUGCAGAGUAACAGGAAACUUGUUGUAGACUUUCUAUCAAAGUUUUGAAUUGAAAAAUUUAAAGAACUAAAGAUCUUUCCCUUUUCUUAUCAUUCUAAAUUAUGAAGGAUUAUAUUAAGAACCUUGGUUUUUCUGGUGAUAAAGCAAAGAUUAUGAUUUCUGUUUGAUCUUACAUUUUAUUAAGUACUUGUACUACAAAAGGUACAGCAGCUGCAAAUGUUUUGCACCACUUCAAUCUCAACUGCUGAAAACAAUUUAAUGAUUGGGCAGAUCUAGUUUACAUUUCCUCCACACUUUCUAAGAGCAACUUUUUAAAAGAUUAAAAAAGCCAAACGUAGGGAAAAGAUGUAUAUAUCUCAAUGCCUCUCAGCAUAGAAGGUGCUAGAGUGAUGCAAUUUCUAAGUUUUGAAAUAUUUAUUUUUCUCCAUGUAACCCACUAUAUGAUACCUGGUUAUCCAGAGAUUAAUAUGUGGUUCCAGGAAUCAUAAGGGCUGCAUAAAAUAUGACCUCAGGAAUUGAAUUUUUAAAGUACCAAUCACUAAAAAAUAUAUUUUUCCUCCACUGGGAAAUUAUUUCCUGUUACGUAAUCAGCCUGAAACUAUCACGUUUCAGGAUAGUCCCAGAACUCCAUUAUACGAUCCAGUAGCAUCAGGAAUCAGGUUAUUUCUUUGGGAAAGGGAAAAGAGAAGAUUGUUACAAGAGACCUAUCAAAAGCAAUUUAAAAAGUAAAACAUAUUUUAAUAGCACUGAUUAAAACUCAUGUUUGUAUUUAUGUAAUUUAUAGUCUUUUGCUGUUUCUGCAUUUUUUCAUUUAAAUGCAUUUAAAAACAUUGAAGCAUGUUUGUUUUGUAGAUUUCCUGUUCCCUUCAGUAUCUACUGUGUGUCUAUUGCCAUUCUAAAUUGAAUAAUGCUACACUUAACAAAGAUCGCUA